AUUGAAUAAUUCUCAAACAAUCUUGACAAUAAUGAAUAUAAUACAGUUAACUAGAGACAGUUUAUUUUAAUGAAUGUAUAUUCGAUGGGUCAGUGCUCCAAGGAAAUAGUCUUCGUUCUCAUUUUGAGAUUUCAUGCCAUCAUUAGCCUAUUUGAAAAUGGCUCUCAUUAUUUUUGUUUCAGGGAAAUUAUCUGUUAGUUUCUAGUCAAUUCUAUAUUUUUCAUUAUUCUAUUUUUUAGGUGUUUUUCAGAUUUUUUGAAAUCAUUAUUUUUUUAUGAUGCUGGAGGUGAGAGUUCAACGAUUUUAUUCAUGUGAUAAUUCAGGCAUUAUUUCGCUGGAAUUGGAGGGACAGUGAAUUUUGUUUAACGAGAUAUUUGUGUAGAAAAUAGAGGGAGUCGACUGAAUUUAUUCGAGAAUCUGUAAACGUCCAACGGAAUUCGCUGUUGAAACUUUUAGAUGAUUAAGCUAUACCUGGAAUUCUCUUAACGUUUAAAAUGUGUCAAUUGAAUUGAUAAAUAUUGAUUAAUGAGCAAUCGAAAGUCAAGAAUUUAUUGAGAGCAUUUCCUGAAUUCCUUUUCACUUGUUUUUUUUUUUCGCAGAUGUCAUAAAUAAAUAAAAACAUCAAAUUUCCAGCGCGUGAGAGCACAAGUGGUUCAGUUAAUUAUUUUCGUCAAUUAAAAUCAUGGAUUUUUCGAAUAUCCCGCCAAAAAUUGAUAAUAAGCCGCCAAAAUUGAAACUAGAAAAUUACUACAAACCUCGAUUGCUCAAGGAGGAAGCGAAACGAGUCCUUGCAAUCGAUACGGAGAACAUGGAGAUAUUAAAAAGAAUUCAUAUCAUCAACCAAACAAAAGGAGAAGUAGACUCUCGCAAUUCGAACAUCAGAGAUUACCCAGUCCCCAAUCGAAAAGCAACGCGUAUGAAACUCUACAAAGAAAAUAUUGAAAUGUAUAAAAAAAUAGUAGAGGUAGCUGCCACGUACUCGUUCAACGCUUUAAUGAAGGACUGGAAGAAGAAUAAACAAUUGAUGCAAAAAAUGCGAAGGCAUCCCUCUCCCCGAAAAAUGAGAAGACGACCCUCGACAGCGAUGGGGAGAAAAUCUCAAAUGCAAAAUGUAGAACUCACUCUCUCGACAAUUCCUCCCUCGAGACCUCGAUGUUUUUUUGAGAUGGAAAUACCCAGGACGAAUGAAAAACUUGGAAAAAUAAUUCUAGAACUGUAUGACGACGUCGUGCCGCAAACUUGCAAGAAUUUUUUAUCGUUUUGCGUGGGUUAUAAUGGAUUUACUUACAAAAAUACGCCAUUCCAUCGGAUAAUUAGAGGGUACAUGUGCCAGGGGGGAGACGUGACAAAAUUCAAUGGAACGGGGGGCACAUCCAUCUAUGGGGAUAAAUUUAAUGACGAGAAUUAUCAUCUCCGUCAUAAUGCUCCUGGAGUCCUCUCCAUGUCCCACGACGAAAAGAAUUUUAAUGAUUCGAAAUUCAAUCUGAGCUUCAGGAUGUUGACAACCCUAGAUGGAAAAAAUGUUGUGUUCGGAAGAGUUGUCAAAGGACUUGCCAAUAUUUACCGAAUCGAGGGGCAGGGAACGAGAGCUGGAAAACCCAUGGAGACGAUAAUAAUAUCAAACUGUGGGAUUUGUUGAGAUAAUAAAAAGAUCAGUGACUUCCAAGGACGUGAUACUUAUCUUUACAUCGAUCAAUCCUUACGGUAAUUAUCUAGCUGAUUUUUAACACUUUAUA
Molecule: messenger RNA, 1736 nt
Organism: Fopius arisanus
Lineage: Eukaryota; Metazoa; Arthropoda; Insecta; Hymenoptera; Braconidae
Product: peptidyl-prolyl cis-trans isomerase
Exons: 4
Coding region: 683-1639 (318 amino acids)
Biological process (GO): protein peptidyl-prolyl isomerization
Cellular component (GO): intracellular membrane-bounded organelle
Molecular function (GO): peptidyl-prolyl cis-trans isomerase activity
Source: RefSeq, a predicted model, not a curated record